Molecule: messenger RNA, 759 nt
Organism: Epinephelus fuscoguttatus (brown-marbled grouper)
Lineage: Eukaryota; Metazoa; Chordata; Actinopteri; Perciformes; Serranidae
Gene: atp5mc3a
Product: ATP synthase membrane subunit c locus 3a
Exons: 5
Coding region: 150-569 (139 amino acids)
Biological process (GO): proton transmembrane transport; proton motive force-driven ATP synthesis
Molecular function (GO): proton transmembrane transporter activity
Source: RefSeq, a predicted model, not a curated record
UCGGUAAGUGAGCAAUGGUAGUUUGAAUGGGAAGCCUAGUGUUAUAAAUCCCUUUUCAUCCUCUCUCGUAACUUCACAUUGCAGCGCACAAAGAGACCCGGGCUUCAACCAGAUUCGACCGAACCGGUUAAAACUACCUAAAAUAGAAAAUGUACGCCUGUGCAAAGUUCGUCUCCACGCCGGCUCUGGUCCGUGCUGGUUCCCGGGCUCUUUACAGACCCCUCUCUGCCUCUGUGCUGUCCAGGCCUGAGCUCAAAACAGAGAGCACUGUUGCUGUGAUGCCACAGAGCCCCCUCACCCAGGUCACACUGAGGGGCUUCCAGACCAGCGCUAUCAGCAGGGACGUUGACACCGCUGCCAAGUUCAUUGGAGCUGGAGCUGCCACAGUCGGAGUAGCUGGAUCUGGAGCUGGAAUUGGGACUGUGUUCGGCAGUCUCAUUAUUGGCUAUGCUAGGAACCCAUCUCUGAAGCAGCAGCUGUUCUCAUAUGCCAUCCUGGGAUUUGCCCUGUCUGAAGCCAUGGGACUGUUCUGUUUGAUGGUUGCUUUCCUUAUCCUGUUUGCUAUGUAAAACUCUGCUGUCAUACAACACUUUCAGAUGUGACUACAUAUUUUAUUGUGGCUACCAAAAUUGUUCCGUGUUGGUGUCAUGGAAAUGUACAUUUUCAAGUCUUUCAGACACUGUCGAAAUACGCAAAACAUGUAUUGUACAAAUGUAAGAAAUUACGUGAUUAAAAUACAUGUAUUUGACUAUUUAACAA